AUGCCGCCAUCGUGCUACUCUUCUGUUAGCGGCGUUAACAUUCUCGUUUCGGAAACCCUCAUCGCUUCGUUAGUCAGCUGUUUUAAAGCAUCAAUGUCCGGCAAGAGGGUUUGGGUUUUGACGUUCAACUCUCUCACCGCUUUAUCCAAGGUACGUUCUUCACGACGUGUCUCUGAUUCAGUCAGAUGUUUCAAUAAAUUUCUCAGCACUGCCACUGAAAGAUGGGAUUUUCAUAGCCCUAACGGUGCGUCUCACUUUGAGAAUCCUCCAUAUGAUACCCAAAAUCGUACAGAUUAUCAGCAGAAACAAAAUGGGUGGGCCUUAAACCCCGGCCAGGGUUUUGGGGACUGCCCUGUGAAUGAUUAUGUGGGGAGUCCAGUUGGGGACAAUCGUAAUCAUAGCGCUGAUUUGCGGCAAAGGGGAAAUCAGAACGGCGGCCUGGGUCAAAGUGGAAACUUUAGUAAUGGGAAUUUACAGAUGAAUUUGCAUGGAAGUUAUGAAAAUUGUUCUUGGAGAGGUGAUGAGCAAAGCUUAAAAGGGGACCAUCAGAAUCACAGUGGAAUGCACUGGGAAAGCACAAGAAAUGAAUUGCAGAACAACUCAGCUUAUGAAAAUGGAAACUUUGGAGGAUACGGGGCUACUGCUCAAAAUAAUGCCAAUAUGAAGAAUCAAGGAGGGUGGUCUUGGGAGGGACCUACAGAGGUGAGACCCAAUCAAAAUAACCUUAAUUUACGACGGUUUCCAGAAUCUCAGGGAAGCUUGAAUGAGAGCUAUGUGCAAAACAACUGGCAGUUUCAGCAAAGCCAAAGUGAUCAGCAUGGCGCAAAUUUCAGUCAGUACCAGCAGAAUGGACAAGAUAUUUAUAAUGCUAAUUCUUAUGGUCAGGUAUCCGCUACUUCUAAUCCCGAGGGAGAGUCAACUGAGGUUUUUGAAACUAGCUCAAAUAAUGCUACGGUUGAGACGCUGGAUGAAUUUUGCGAGAAAGGGAAUGUAAAAGAAGCAGUGGAAGUUUUGGGGUCGAUGGAAAAGCAAGGUGUUCAUGUGGAUUUGCCCCGAAUUUUGCUGUUAAUGAAGGCAUGUGGGGAAGUAAAAGCUUUACAAGAAGCGAAAACUGUUCAUGAACACCUCAUAAGAUCAUUAUCACCUUGCAAAAUAAGCAUCUAUAACAAGAUUUUAGAGAUGUACUCAAAAUGUGGUUCUAUGGAUGACGCAUUUGAGGUGUUUGAUAAAAUGCCAAGGCGCAAUUUGACAUCUUGGGAUACUAUGAUAACAUGGCUUGCUAAGAAUGGACUAGGGGAGGACGCCCUUGAUCUGUUUGCUCAGUUUAAGAUGACAGGGUUGAAACCAGACGGUAAAAUGUUCAUUGGAGUCUUUUCAGCUUGUGGUGUCGUGAGUGAUGUUAGUGAGGGAAUGUUGCACUUUGCAUCAAUGAGCAGUGAGUAUGGCAUUGUCCCAUCCAUGGAGCAUUACGUGGGUGUUGUUGACAUGCUGGGGAGUACAGGGCAUCUGGAUGAAGCAUUGGAAUUCAUUGAAAAGAUGCCAUUAGAGCCCAGUGUUGAUGUCUGGGAAACUUUAAUGAAUCUCUGCCGAGUUCAUGGGCACUUGGAACUUGGGGAUCGAUGUGCUGAACUUGUGGAGCGGCUAGAUCCCUCCCGCUUGAAUGAACAAUCAAAAGCAGGCCUCAUGCCUUUGAAAGAUUCUGACCUUGCAAAACAGAAUGUUAAGAAGUUGCCAAGUCAAAGUCCUCUUGAAGUCAGGAGCAGGGUUCAUGAGUAUCGUGCAGGAGAUACAUCACAUCCUGAGAAUGAUAGAAUCUAUAAACUGCUAAGAAGUUUGAAAGAGCACAUGAAAGAAGCUGGUUAUAUUCCAGAGACAAGAUUUGUUUUGCAUGAUAUAGACCAGGAAAGUAAGGAAGAAGCUCUUCUUGCUCAUAGUGAGAGACUUGCUCUUGCUAAUGGUCUCCUCACUACUCCAGCUCGUGGACAGAUUCGCAUAAUCAAGAAUCUUCGUGUUUGUGGCGAUUGCCAUGCUGCAUUUAAGAUCAUGUCAAAGAUUGUUGGCAGAGAGAUUGUAAUGCGAGAUGCUAAGAGGUUUCAUCAUUUCAAUCAAGGGUUGUGUUCUUGCCGAGAUUAUUGGUGAUUAAAAUAAAACUUGAGAACAUUAAAAUGCUUCGGACUCAGAAUAUCUGCCACCCAACUUUAUUUUUGUGGGUUGUGACUUCAAGACAGGGAAAGGUGCUAUUGUGAACCAGCUCUCACCAGAAACAGGAUGUGAAAGGAUUGAUUCUUUCCGAAGAUGAUGUUAGAAAGAAGCUGAGAGAAGAGGAAAGGAGAGAGAGAAGGGGAUUUGAAAUCGUGGUGCUAAAUGGACUCGGAAGAUGUCUUGGUUGAGGAUGAAUUUAUCUUUUGAGAGGCCGACUUUAGUGCUUUCUUCCAUGAUGACCUGCCCCACUGAAAGCUCUUUCAUCUGCUAGCCACCAUUAAAGGAUCAUGCAUGGUCGAAUUGGAGAGUUUUUAAUGAACCGAGUUCCUUUUGAAAAUUUGAUCCCAUUGGUUCCUAAACUAACCAAUAUCCAUACGAAUAUAUUGUUAUUUUUGGGUACAAAGGAACUGAUCUUUUUACGUUCAAUUCGUAUUGUACGCGAAGAAACAAAAAGGAAGUUUAGAAUAGAUUUCCAUUUUUAUGCCAA
Molecule: messenger RNA, 2689 nt
Organism: Theobroma umbraticum
Lineage: Eukaryota; Viridiplantae; Streptophyta; Magnoliopsida; Malvales; Malvaceae
Gene: MEF8S
Product: Pentatricopeptide repeat (PPR) superfamily protein
Biological process (GO): RNA modification
Molecular function (GO): zinc ion binding; RNA binding; protein binding
Source: RefSeq, a predicted model, not a curated record